Messenger RNA from Rubroshorea leprosula, 1096 nucleotides. Lineage: Eukaryota; Viridiplantae; Streptophyta; Magnoliopsida; Malvales; Dipterocarpaceae. The record is from the annotation of a GenBank genome assembly.
AAAUCCAAAAUUGUUUGGAAAAAGGAAAAAACAAAUGAAAGAAUGAAAACUUUGUUAAAAGGAAGAAGUUUCUGGGCUGUAAAAAUUCCCUCAAAUGCAUCAUGGGGUUGGAGGAAACUGCUCAAGCUCUGGGCUAGGGGGCUCAUCCAGCAUAUCCCAGGAGAUGGCACUGAGACUCAUUUGUGGCAUGAUAAUUGGCAUCCUUCUGGUCCACUGGUAGAAACUUAUGGUACAAAGAUUAUUCAAGAUGCAGGCAUUCCAUCCCAUGCCAAGCUUGCUGUGGUGGUUAAUGGAAAUUAUUGGAAAUGGCCACCUGCAUGCUCCCCUCAGCUCCUAGAUAUUCAAAUAGCGCUAUGUGGUAGAUUAUAUCCUAAAGAGGGUGAAAAGGAUAGUAUGGUGUGGAUUCCCUCAGCCUCUAGUUCUUUCAAAGCAGGAAAAACAUGGCAUUGGAUAGGAAAUAAGCAAGCUAGAGUACCAUGGCACAAAUUAGUUUGGUUCCCUCAAUCAAUCCCUAAACAUAGCUUCAUUUGCUGGUUAGCUGUGCUGGAUAGAUUAACAACAAGAGCCAGGCAAAAGAAAUGGUCUCCAACUUUGACUGACACUUGUGUACUGUGCAACAAUGACUCAGAGACUACUGAACAUCUCUUCUUCAAGUGCUAUUACGCAAGAAGGGUCUGGCAAGUUUUGAGCAAUUUGGCAGGUAUUCCAUUUAUGGAUUCUUGGCAAAGGCUUUUAAUGUGGAUGGGAAAGCGGAUACGAAGGAAAUCCUUGUAUUGGACACUUAUCAAGUUAAUAUGGAGUGCUGCAAUCUACCAUGUUUGGAUGGAAAGGAACAAUGGAAUCCAUCAGCAAGUCUUUAGAACAGAAGAGGCAGUAUGUGAAGAAGUGCAAUUUGAUGUGAAACAAAGGAUUUUAGGUUUUGCCAAGUUGAAAUCCUCAUCUCUACCUGUCUCCAUAGCAAUUAAUUGGGGGAUUGAAGCUGUUGUGCAAGGAUAGUAUAGAUUAAAUCGUUUCUGCAUUUUAUUUUGUAGCAGCAACAAAUUGCUGCUUGCUUGUGUAUAGACAGUUACUGGAUAAAUAAAUUCACCUUUUAUCC